CAACUCGCUUACGUACGGUGUCAACGCAUCAAUGCAACAUGGGAGCCCUCUGAACAAGCAGAAGAAUUAAUGUAGAAUAAGUUUCAUCAGCCAACUGUUUACUACGGUUGGCAAAGGAGCAAAAGCUCCGGCAGGGUCAUGAAUGCAUACGGGCCACUAAUUUUCGUGUUUUCUUGCUAGGUAAAAUUAUUUGGUUGCAUGCGACUUUAUUUAUAUAGUUGCAUUUUAAAAAAUCAGACCUAAUUGCAGUUUCAAUUAUGAGGUUAUUUAAAUUCCUGUUGACAAACGUUGCUCCGAAAAUAGAAUAUUACUCCAGAUUCUCUCCUUCGCCGCUCUCUAUCAAGCAAUUUUUGGAUUUUGGUCGGGAAAAUGCAUGUGAGAAAACCUCCUACAUGUUCUUGCGGAAGGAGCUGGCUGUGCGACUGGCCAACACCAUGAGAGAGGUCAAUCUGCUGCCUGAUAACCUGCUCAGCCAGCCCUCUGUCAAACUGGUGCAAGCAUGGUACAUGCAAAGCUUUGUGGAGCUGCUGGGUUAUGAGAACAGAGGGCCGGAGGAUGCCCACACCCUGAACGAUUUCCUGGAAGUUUUGAUCAAGAUCCGGAACCGGCACAAUGAUGUCGUACCUACCAUGGCCCAGGGUGUGAUAGAGUAUAAAGAGAAAUUUGGCUUCGACCCAUUCAUCAGCAGCAACAUCCAGUACUUUCUUGACCGGUUCUACACCAACCGGAUAUCGUUUCGGAUGCUCAUCAACCAGCAUACUCUCCUGUUUGGCAAUGAUACAAACCCUGCACACCCCAAACAUAUUGGCAGCAUCGACCCCAAUUGCAGCGUGGUGGAGGUCGUGACAGAUGCCUAUGAGACAGCCAAGAUGCUUUGCGAACAGUACUACAUGGUUGCUCCUGAGCUGAAGAUCCAAGAGUUCAAUGCAAAGGCACCCAACAAGCCCAUCCAGACGGUGUAUGUACCAUCUCACCUGUUUCAUAUGUUGUUUGAGCUCUUCAAGAACUCUAUGCGGGCCACUGUGGAGCUGUAUGAUGACAAGUUGGAGGGUUUGCCUCCAGUGACAGCACUGGUGACUCUGGGAAAGGAAGACCUCUCCAUAAAGAUCAGUGACAAGGGCGGAGGUGUUCCACUGAGGAAAAUUGACCGCCUCUUCAACUACAUGUACUCCACUGCACCCUCCCCCAGCCUUGAACCCACGCGAGCUGCCCCGCUGGCUGGGUUUGGACAUGGCCUGCCCAUUUCCAGACUCUAUGCACGUUACUUCCAGGGGGACCUGAACCUCUACUCCAUGGAGGGGGUGGGGACAGAUGCUGUUAUUUACCUAAAGGCUCUCUCCAGUGAGUCUUUCGAGCGACUCCCUGUCUUCAACAAGUCAGCCUGGCGACACUACCAGACCGGCCCUGAGGCAGACGACUGGAGCAACCCCAGCAGUGAACCCCGAGAUGCAUCUAAGUAUAAGGCCAAUCGAUAGCUCCUCUGCUUCUCACAUCUGCCCAUGUCCUGUCGCCACAGCAACUGCCAGCCAACGUGAGCCUGCAUGCUGAUAUUGAGUCGUUGUAGUGGUCUCCUGUCCCUACACAUCAACAGAGGGCUUUACAUUAUGUGACAACCAGCGGGGAGGGGAGGGGAAAAGGAAGACCCGAUCUGUGUUGCUAUUAGUGGGCGCUUGUAGGACUGAGGAAUUGUUACUGUUUCAGUAGUGACCAAAAAUAGGACUGUCCCAAAAUCGAGUUUGCAAACAGAUUAUUUGUCAAGUUCAAGCUAAAUAGACCUAAACCAUAGCAUAGCAAAUGCAUGCAUACAUUCUCACAAAGACAGGGUGCUGUGUCUUUGGUCUGUUAAGUGUUUCAUCUGUAGGGCAUUUUUACAGGGAAACCAGAAGGGUUUAUUUUUGUUGUGGAAACUCACACAGUAGGGCAGGUUUUAGAGAUGGCAGAAAGUGAAAUCAUAUCCUCUUCAGUGGUGUUUACCAGAGUGUUUCUGCACCUGAAAAGUUAUAUAUUGAGUAAAGACAAUAUUGGGGAUUUAGAGCUGCAACCUCAGGAAUGAUUGGCGGUGUAAAAUGCAUACUGUUCUGCUUGUUACUUGAUUCUUUAGGAGAUAUGGUUUCCACUGCCCCAUCCAUUUUGUGCAGUAUUAUCAAAUAAAAGGGACAUUUUAAUAACAUAUUUUUUGGGACUACGCAAAAAUACAAAAUAUAUGAAUUAACUAGAAUUUUCUGUCUGUUUUGUGUUCAGGUUCCCCAUAAUACCAUGUUAUAAAGCAACUUCUGUGAUAUGCACAGUCUUGGAUUGGAACAUCAAAUCUAUUUAAUUGCCCAGUUAUUUACUAAAUAUACUGUUUUGACCACACAGUGAAAUAGGAUGUUCGGACUCGAUUAUGGCCAAAUGGUGAAUCAAGUAGGUCAGCCUCCAUUAUGACCAUACAUUGAACCAGGGCAGUCAGAAUUCAGAUAAACGUUGUGAAUGAAUAGUGCAAGCUACUGUUUGUCAAAAGCUUUAGUAAAUGCCCAAGCUGCAUAAAUGGGUGGAAAGUAACAAAAACCUUCUUAGAUAAGACAUUAAAACAAACUUCCCUGCCAUUUUUGUACUAUUCCAGGAAUAUCUGAGUUUCCUCUAAUAUUUGUUGUUGAUAA
Megalops cyprinoides (Indo-Pacific tarpon) is the source of this 2639-nucleotide messenger RNA. Its product is annotated as pyruvate dehydrogenase (acetyl-transferring) kinase isozyme 3, mitochondrial. Gene Ontology annotation, cellular component: mitochondrion. The coding region runs from base 258 to 1475 and encodes 405 amino acids. NCBI's taxonomy places the organism in Eukaryota, Metazoa, Chordata, Actinopteri, Elopiformes, Megalopidae. The record is from RefSeq and is a predicted model, not a curated record. Gene Ontology annotation, biological process: protein phosphorylation; regulation of glucose metabolic process. Gene Ontology annotation, molecular function: pyruvate dehydrogenase (acetyl-transferring) kinase activity. The transcript is spliced from 11 exons.